Molecule: messenger RNA, 1770 nt
Organism: Pan troglodytes (chimpanzee)
Lineage: Eukaryota; Metazoa; Chordata; Mammalia; Primates; Hominidae
Gene: ATP6V0E2
Product: ATPase H+ transporting V0 subunit e2
Exons: 4
Coding region: 1-393 (130 amino acids)
Biological process (GO): proton transmembrane transport
Cellular component (GO): proton-transporting V-type ATPase, V0 domain
Molecular function (GO): proton-transporting ATPase activity, rotational mechanism
Source: RefSeq, a predicted model, not a curated record
AUGCGCGUGCGCGACCCGGCCCGGCUGAUCGCUUCGCGUGCUCGACUCCUGUUGCGCAUGCUCAGCGCGCUGCCCAGCUGGGGACCCGCGCAUCUGCAGCGCCCGCUGCUCGGCCCUGCAUCCCGCCUGGGCAUCCUGCGCCCGGCCAUGACGGCGCACUCAUUCGCUCUCCCGGUCAUCAUCUUCACCACGUUCUGGGGCCUCGUCGGCAUCGCCGGGCCCUGGUUCGUGCCGAAGGGACCCAACCGCGGAGUGAUCAUCACCAUGCUGGUCGCCACCGCCGUCUGCUGUUACCUCUUCUGGCUCAUCGCCAUCCUGGCGCAGCUGAACCCCCUGUUCGGGCCCCAGCUGAAGAAUGAGACCAUCUGGUACGUGCGCUUCCUGUGGGAGUGACCUGCCGCCCCCGACCCAGGUGCCCAGCUCUCGGAAUGACUGUGGCCCCACUGUCCCUGACAACCCCUUCGUCCGGACCCUCCCCCACACAACUAUGUCUGGUCACCAGCUCCCUCCUGCUGGCACCCAGAGACCCGGACCCGCAGGGCCUGCCUGGUUCCUGGAAGUCUUCCCAGUCUUCCCAGCCAGCCCGGGCCCUGGGGAGCCCUGGGCACAGCAGCGGCCGAGGGGAUGUCCUGCUCCAAUACCCGCACUGCUCUGGCGUUUGCCCUCUUUCCCAAGGAGAUGCUGCUGGGGAGCUGGUAUGGGUGGGGUCUUUCCCUUUACAGACGGGGCAGAUGCCAGGACUCAGCCCAUCCUGAGGAGGACACGUGUCCUCAUGGAGAGGGUGCUCCGGCCCAGGCGGGGGAGUCGGUGCCCAGUCAGCAGCUCUGCCACCAUCCUGCUGGGAACUGGGGGGCCUCUACUGGGUUAUAGGCAAGGCCUUUUCUCUGGCAUGGAAUUGUUAAUUUUCUGACACGUCUAGAUGUGAAAUUUCUGAAAAUGUUGAAGCAGAGAAACAUUCACACACAAAAAGCAACAUAGUCAUGUGGGUCCAGAUGGCCUCAGUCCUAGAUGUUGGCACCCUUUCCUGUGUCUCCUCAGAGUAUCCUGUUCUGCCUCCUGCCACCUGGACCUCCCUCAGUGGAUGUCUUCCCUCUCCUGACCCCAGCCUGUCAGUCCGAGCACAGUGCAGGUUUGGCUCUGACUUGGGCCUUUGGCUGCAGUGGGGGUGGAUUUCAGAGCCUCUCAUGGCAGCAUCUAAGUGACCAGAGCUGGGAUGAGAGAGGGGAAGGGGCAAUGUGAGUGGCGCUAUGGGACGGGCCAGCCCUGCUCCUGAGCCAGCCCUGCCCUCUGCCCCCUGGCCCUGGGCUCUGUGCUAGGGAUGGUGAAGAACGGGGGUGUGCCAGCCUGGCAGGAGUGGGAAGCAACACGCAGGGGUCCUGGACCUCUCCAGCCUUGCCCUCAUGCUUACCCGAGCUCCCAGUGUGGUUAGCACAGAGCUCACCCACCUUGCCUGGCUCCCAGCUGGGGCCUGUCCUCACUGGUGCUCCAGGGGAAGAAACGACAGCCUCACUUCUGUAUGGACUGCUGAUGUGGCCUGCCAUCCUGUUCAGCGGGCAUUGUCUUUGGAGCAGCAGGAGAAUAGGAUGCCUCUCACUCACAUGCCAGUUCCUGGCUGGCCAGCUGCUCAGGGCUCAGGCUGGGGUCUCCCAUUGACAUCCUCCCCCUACACUCCCUCUCUGAGCCUCCGUCGCCCCUCCUGUUGGGUAAGGGUGUUGAGUGUGACUUGUGCUGAAAACCUGGUUCAUAUAUAAUAAAUAAUGGUGAUGAAAA